Messenger RNA from Oryza sativa Japonica Group (Japanese rice), 771 nucleotides. Lineage: Eukaryota; Viridiplantae; Streptophyta; Magnoliopsida; Poales; Poaceae. The record is from RefSeq and is a predicted model, not a curated record.
ACUAAAGCAGUAGAGCAGCAGAGAGCUCACCUCCCUCUCAUUAUCAAAGAGAGAUAUGGAGGAGGAAGACGACGAGAAGGUUGUGAAGAAGAGCAGCGCUAGCGGCGGCCUGCACGGCGAAGAGCAGGUCGAUGGCGGACAUGUCGUCACGGCGGAGACGGAGAUGGCGGCGGCGGCUGCACCGUCGCGGCAGCCGCAGAGCAUUCUCAUCCGUGCCUUCGCCGGCUGCCUGCUCGCGCUGUGUGGCGGCGGCGGCGGCGAUCCCUCCGAUCCGCCGCCGCUGCGUCCACGGCCACACGGCGCCACCGCGGCCGUCACUGAUACUACUUCUGCCGCCGCCGCCGCCGCCGCCGCUCAUCAUCUUCAACACGAGGCAGACGGAGGCAGCAAACAUGUUGUAACCGAGGAUUUAUUAGGCACUAAUCGGCCAAUGCUGCUGGCUAGAACAAGACCUCCAAGAGGACCCGGUCCUCCAAGAGAAGGGAGAGGAGGAGGUGGUGGAUCACACAACUAAUUACCCUAAUUAAGUUCACAGCUUAGAUUAAUCUUUCUGCUCUGAAGUUUGUCAAGCACUUUUAGCCAGGAAAUUAGCUAGGAAUGUACAAGUUUUGUACUUAGAGAAGGCAUAUUUUCGGAUGUAAAAACAGAUCGAUAUACACAACUAUAUGUGCAAGUACAGAGUUGAUUGUUUUUUACAUGUCAAACAGUAGCAAAUCUGGUACAUAAUUAACAGUACCAUACUCUUUCCAUUAUAUAAAUAUAAUUAAGUAA